UGUCAGAGGAUGUGGUUUUCCUGAGCUUGCAGAACAUCGUUGAGGCAUACUUUGAGCAUGACUUAAACAAGAGGAGGCAAAGUGUAUUCUCUGCUCGCUGUGCUCCUGUCGCUGGUCUGCUGGUGCCGCUCCUAAAGGGAGACACUCAUCUCUUUAGUGGUUUAAGACUCACAAACACAGGACUGUUUCUGUUUUGUCUCCCCCCCCCCCAACCCACCCCCUUUUUGAACUGAAAAGCUCUCAUUCUGUUUUGGAUCUGUGUGACAUCAGAGGGAAGCUGCAAAGGAUUUGAUCGGAGACUGGAGCUGAGUGCUGGCUCUAACUGACAUGAUUCCGUCUGCUUCUGGAGCUUGUCCAGCCAUCCGCACCUGAGCCCUGGGGCAAACCUUUAGGAUCUGGUCGCCAACAGCCUCUGAGCAGGUCAUUGGUGAGUACAAACAGAGCUGAGAUGGGCUGUGGAUUGCCGAAACUGAAACGCUCAGAGGACAAUAGUCCUGGGAAAAUCUACUCCACCCUAAAGCGGCCACAGGUGGAGACCAAGGUGGGAGUGGCCUACACCUACCGCUUCCUGGACUUUAUUCUGGGGAAGGAAGGGACUUCUGGACUCUGCCUCUCCUCACUGAGGGAGCUGCCGGCCCAGCUUCAGGAUCUGUACCAGCAGGGCUUUGUCUUGGCUGCCGUGCACCCCUUCAUCCAUCCAUGUGGGCCAGAGCCUGCCAGCAUCCAGCGCCAGCUCUACCGGGCCGUGCUGAUCAAACUCUCUGACAGCUUGGAGAAGACCCAGUCAAACUGUGAGUCCAGCUGUCUAGAGAUGGACUUAUGUCUGUCGGCUGACCAGCUCCCCAGCACAGGUCUCAUACAGGGCUAUGUGAAAAAGAUCCAAGAUGCUGCAGAGCAGGGCGUCUCGUUCGUGGGGUUCGUACAGCAGCCAGGCAUGACAGCCACAGUCACCGGACAGGGUGCCCUAGAGGACACUUCGCUGUCCCUUCACUCCAGUCCCAGCUCUAUCCUGGCAAAGGAGAUAGAACCAAAUGAGAGCCCAAAGCCCCAGAGUGGAUCGGAACAUCAGGACUGUGGCGCGGAGACCAGUACUGAGGGCAGGAGCCCAGCCUGUGAGGGAGAAGAGGUCACGCCGAGGGAAAGGGGGACUACAAUUUCAAACACCGGGAAUGGUGGGAGCACUGAUAGCACGAGUGUAACAGCCCGCCAGGAUGAUGGGGCCCCUCUUCCUGACUCCCCCUCACCGGCCAGCCAACCAGACCAACACCCGGAGACCAUGGAGAACAACACCCUAACACAUAACAACAACAAACCAAAGAGCCCUGAGGGGACCGAAAGCAAAACAGGCCUCUCUACAUCCAAAGGUGGGAUGGAAGUGUUCGCCCUGUUUAACCAUCCAGGGGUGCAACAGGGUCUGCUGAAGUACUACACCGUCAAGGUCCCCCUACGCGUCCACCUCCGUGACCAGGGGGUCAGCGGUGUGGAGGCGAACUGGCUCGAUCACAUGACCCACCACUUCAACAGCGGCGCCUCGCUCGUCGAUGGGUACUUCCACCUGAAUGAAAACGAUGUGAUGCCCAAGUCAGUGGAGAGCGUGUUUAUCUUCCAGGAAGGGCUGGAGGGAGACUCCACGACAGCCACGCCAUACGACGCCAUCGUUGUGGAGCAGUGGACUGUCAUUAAUGGUAUGGAGGUAAAGACAGACUAUAUCCCCCUGCUUCAGUCCCUGGCUAUGUAUGGGUGGAAGCUCACCUGUGUGCUGCCCACUCCAAUCGUCAAGACAAACAGCGAUGGAAGUCUGGCUACCAAGCAGAUUGUUUUCCUCCAGAGACCCUCUCUGCCACGCAAGAAGAGGGAGUCCAAGAAACUGGGCUUCAAAACACGGAGCAAAUCCAACAAGAAUUCUAUUAAAGAUGUGCCAAAAAACAAGAGAAAGAAAAAUGCUCCUCCAAUGGCAGAGAAAGAGACGGAGGAACAGAAGAUGUGUGAGGAUGAGGAGAAAACAUGCAAAGGAGAGAGCGAGAAAGUGGUGAGGAAAAACAGUGAAAACAGCGAGAAUGAGAGACAAAGCCUGAAGACGGACCGCAAAGAAGAAAAAGAAGGAGAGACAGAUUUUAAGGGUGGAGGAGGUGGGACAAUGGUAGAAACCGAGGAGGAGAGAGAAAUGGGAAUAGAGACAAUGACUGAGGAGAAGCAAGAGGACAGGGCAAAGACUGAGGAGGAGAGAAAGCAUGGGGCAGGGGAAAAGACUGAAGAGAAAGAUGGUGGGCCAAAGGCUGUGAAGGAGAAGGAGAAAGAGGGCAGGGAUGAGGCAGUGACUAGUGAGGAAGUUGCUCUACGAGAAGAGAAACAGGAGGAACAAGAGAGUAGGGCCACUGAUACGAGUGAGGGAAAAGCCACAGAGCCACAAGAUGGAGGGGCAGAAGAUGGACAGGGAAUAUCAGCCAGUGAGAACAGUGGAGAGGGACAAAUGGAGGAUAGAGCAGACUGUGAAAGUGCAGUGCAGGUGAAUGAAGUGUCAGAUAUCACUCCGGAGGCUAUGAGCUCCAACGCCGCUCCAGACUCCAGCAGCACUGAUGACCCUCCCACCAGCAUUGAUUGAGGUGGGGCCAAACUCAGAAACACUUUUUCCCCCAUCACUGCCUGUGGAGACUGGGAAGGGUGGCGCUCCAGCCAUGGAGCCAUAUGGGAGUUCCGUCUGGUUAUCAGACCUCUGAAACAUCUGAGUUCACUGAAUUUCCCCUUCAGCCCAUCAUUGGUGAAUGUGAUAAAUUUUGUUUUAUAAUUUUAGUCUGGACUGGCAUCUAUGUAAAUAUAUUGAUUCAAUAUCAAGAAGGGGAAAUGAAGAUCAAUUCUGAAAAGAUCCAUAGCUGUUAAAGGACCUACUCUUGGGACCUGAGUCUGAUUCAACUGUGUGCGGAGUUCUGGGCUGGACACACAUACCUGGGUUACACACUGCAACCUCUAUUGUUCCUGUAGAGAACUGACGAAAACUGCUGUUAGGGCACUGCCAACAGAGAGAGGAGCACGCUCCCUGUAAAACAUUAUCACAACCUUGGAUAUAUUUCUGGUUUGCUAUUGUUUAUGCUUCAAUUUCUUGUAUUCUUGUAAGAGAGGAAGCAACUUAAUCUUUUUUUUUACUGUCAGUUGGAUACUUCUUAAUGCUGCAAAGAAAAGUAAAUGUGCCCCACAUUUAAAGAUGUGAGCAAUUAAGCCACCUAAAUUGCUCUGUUAUUUCUA
This is a messenger RNA of Megalops cyprinoides (Indo-Pacific tarpon), 3240 nucleotides long. Its product is annotated as raftlin. Bases 449 to 2602 code for a protein of 717 amino acids. Lineage: Eukaryota; Metazoa; Chordata; Actinopteri; Elopiformes; Megalopidae. The transcript has 10 exons. The record is from RefSeq and is a predicted model, not a curated record.